Messenger RNA from Suillus subaureus, 776 nucleotides. RefSeq lists its product as uncharacterized. The coding region runs from base 1 to 660 and encodes 219 amino acids. The transcript has 6 exons. The record is from RefSeq and is a predicted model, not a curated record. NCBI's taxonomy places the organism in Eukaryota, Fungi, Basidiomycota, Agaricomycetes, Boletales, Suillaceae.
AUGGCACCCUCAAGUCCAUAUGUCCAAGCUGCCAACAUGGGCUGCUGUGGUGCUGUUCCCGUUUCCUAUCUCAUUUUUGCGCUUGUGGCCACGGCGAAGGGAUCUACGAUUGGAGAUAUCCCACAAAAGCCCGUGGAUAUUCUCGCUCGGGUUGGUAUUAGAGAGUGGUGCACUGUUGACAUCGACUGGACAUGCACUAAAGGGCAUUUUAAUACAACGUGGAAGAGUCCUAUGAAGGUGACUAAAGGACAGCAUUGGGGCAACCACGUCAAAGCCAAGUGCAAAUCUAGGAUCAGCAAGAGCGUGUUCUUCUACGUGGCUGUAGAUAUCGAAGUCGAAGUCGAAAUGAAGUUUCUCAUGAGUAGGAGGGAAGCACUCCGAGACGGAGAUAAUGAGGCCUGGAAUAUUUAUUGGAUGCAAAUCACUGUUAUCGAUGCGUCGAGGGACAGGAACUUCAGUGACGAUAAAGAAGCCAAGCGAAGCAGCUGGAGUUUCCAAAUGGAUGGACAACGAGCUCCGAAGGAAGCCAUCAAAGCAGAUUUGGCAAACGAUGGAGCUCUUGUAAUAAAGCCCAGCCUCAUUGGUGUGAUGGUUGACCCAAAGAGGAUGCGUAACAAUGGAAAGAAACACGCUCGGUUAUCCAACCAACGCAAACUAUGAAGGUUCGGUAACAGCGGUGUAGGUGAAGGCGCAGAAAUGAAUGCUUGCACGACCCGAUUGUCUAUGCUGUCUAGAUGGGUGGAGAAGACCGUCAAGGAGCGGAUACGUUGUGUAUA